This is a messenger RNA of Neogale vison (American mink), 1353 nucleotides long. It is a transcript of the gene DHRS11, whose product is annotated as dehydrogenase/reductase 11. The transcript has 7 exons. The record is from RefSeq and is a predicted model, not a curated record. NCBI's taxonomy places the organism in Eukaryota, Metazoa, Chordata, Mammalia, Carnivora, Mustelidae. Bases 173 to 1015 code for a protein of 280 amino acids.
UAGUCGCGGGAGAGCAGAGAGCGGAGGGUGGAGCCCCAGCCCCGGGCCCAGCGGAAUGGAGGCGGGUUCGGGCGCGGCUCGGAGCGAGGUAGAUCGGCUGCUGCGGCUACCGCGGCGGUGAUCGAAGAGCGGCGGAGCCCCUGCGACCCGUGGCGGAGGCUCCGCGAUCCAAAUGUCCCGCUCGCAGAGCGAAGUGGGCGCACGGCUCGGGGCCACCGCCAUGGCUGGCAUGGAGCGGUGGCGGGACCGGCUGGCAUUGGUGACGGGAGCUUCGGGGGGCAUCGGCGCGGCUGUGGCCCGGGCCCUGGUCCAGCAGGGACUGAAGGUAGUGGGCUGUGCCCGCACCGUGGGCAACAUCGAGGAGCUGGCUGCUGAAUGUAAGAGUGCAGGCUAUCCUGGGACUUUGAUCCCCUACAGAUGUGACCUAUCCAGCGAGGAGGACAUCCUCUCCAUGUUCUCGGCCGUCCGCUCUCAGCACAGUGGUGUGGACAUCUGCAUCAACAAUGCUGGCUUGGCCCGGCCCGACACCCUGCUCUCAGGCAGUACCAGUGGCUGGAAGGACAUGUUCAAUGUGAACGUGCUGGGCCUCAGCAUCUGCGCCCGGGAGGCCUACCAGUCCAUGAAGGAGCGCAAGGUGGAUGACGGGCAUAUCAUUAACAUCAACAGCAUGUAUGGUCACCAAGUGUCACCCCACUCAGUGAUCCAUUUCUAUAGUGCUACCAAGUACGCCGUCACCGCGCUGACAGAGGGACUGAGGCAAGAGCUUCGGGAGGCCCAGACCCACAUCCGAGCCACGUGCAUCUCUCCAGAAGUGGUGGAGACACAGUUCGCCUUCAAACUCCACGACAAGGACCCUGAGAAGGCAGCUGCCACCUACGAACGCAUAAAGUGUCUCAAGCCUGAGGAUGUGGCCGAGGCUGUCCUCUACGUCCUUAGCACCCCUCCACACGUCCAGCCUUGUGCCUUCCAACAGAUUGGAGACAUCCAGAUGAGGCCCACGGAGCAGGUGAUCUAGUUUCCUGUGGGGCGCUCUGCCUUCCCUUCCUGCCCCUUACAGCUUGGCUCCUGCCUCUGGAUUUUAGGUGUUGAUUUCUGGACUCCUGGAUUCCAUUUCCUCUCCCCACCCCACCAGGGCCUAGAAAACUCGAAGUUUUUAUAUCUUAUCAAAUUGUUCCCAUCACAAAUAUGAACAGUGAGUUGGGGAGAGGAGGUGGUGUCCCUGAUUAUUUUACCUGUUAACUCAUUCUUGGUCCCCUUCUUAGGCUCCUUGGCCUUUGUUUGCUCUCUUCCGUCUCUUCCUUUUGAUCUGGGGAAGGGACUGUGGCCAAAAGCGGGGCUUCCCCCUGAAGGAAG